Pyricularia oryzae 70-15 is the source of this 6555-nucleotide messenger RNA. RefSeq names its product NACHT domain-containing protein. Gene Ontology annotation, molecular function: protein binding. The coding region runs from base 1 to 6555 and encodes 2184 amino acids. The record is from RefSeq and is a predicted model, not a curated record. The transcript is spliced from 3 exons. Lineage: Eukaryota; Fungi; Ascomycota; Sordariomycetes; Magnaporthales; Pyriculariaceae.
AUGGCUCCCGGUUUGGUCUCUCCCCAGCUGCCCUCGGCGGCCCCCUACUCCGUGUCCAAGAGCAGCAGCAGCAGCCACACUGCCCACCACCACCAGAAUGGCGAAUACUCGAGCGAGACGGUGGAGAGCCGGCAGCGCCACCUGGGGCUGCGCAAGAUGGGCUCGCGCCACAGCUCCAUGGCCAACGCGUCGAGCAUCUCGAGCAUCGUGUACUCGAUCAAGCGGCGCAGCUCCGAGGAGCUGGGGUCCAACAUCUCGGCGCAGCUGCUGAGCGCGACGCACGAGUCGGUCCUGGACUGGAUCAGCGCCCAGCGCAUGAGCGACCUGCCGCCCGAGGGCAGCAGCUACGACAAGGUGCUCGCCUGGGCGCAGCUGUUUGUCGACAGGCUGCACUCGUUUGACCAUGCCGUCCAGGAGUUUGCGGGCGACAGCUACCUGGCUGCCCAGCUUGCCUAUGGCUACUGCUCUCUGCUUCUCGAGCUCGGAAAAGAGAAUGCCGCGGCGCUCAUGACCUCCUUUGGAUUCUUCUAUUCCAUGUCCGUGCCGCUGGUCAAUCUCCUCGAGUGCACCGAGCUGUUCAACGUCUCGCACGAGACCAGCGAGCAGCUGGUGAUGGCCUUGUCGGACCUCGUGACCGUGGUUGCCAGCGUGGCGACCUACUUCCACAAGGCCAUCCGUGGACUGACCAGCACCUCGGUGUCGGUCAACAUCUACUCGACGUUUGCGCCGCAGAUCAAGACUUUUCUUGAACGCUGUGAGAAGACGGCAGAGUCCAUGUGGAAGCAUGAGCUUCAGAGAGAGGGUGCUGAUGUUGGCAAGAUUGCCAAGCUCAAGGCAGUCAGCCAGUGGAUCGCACCAGAGGACCACGUCAUGUCCAGCGUCCUCAACUCGACCUCUCACCUGGCUCACGACCGCGAGGAGCUGACGUGCCUGUACAUCGGCACCCAUUUGACCCGCUUCCUCAAGAGCUCCCAAAAGACCAUGCUCCUGAGCGGACCCCAGGGAUCUGGCAAGACGAUACUCGCGUCCGUGAUUCUCGACUACCUGCAGCACCCCAUUGCUGGCAUCACUUACAACACUCUGUUUGUCCCCAUCGACGCGCGGAUCCCCACCGAGACGACCAGCCGCGCCGUGGCCAGGUCGCUGCUGCACCAGCUGUUUCAGAAGCGCACAGGAAACGUCAAGCUCCUCAACAUCCUCAUCGAGACCUAUGAGCGUUCUGUCCGCUUCGCUUCCGACGAGGACCACGACGACAUCCUCUGGAAGGCCGUGGAGCGGGCCAUGGGCGCCACCACCAUGGGCAGCAAGGACCUGGUCAUGAUCGUCGACGGUCUGGACGAGUGCCCGUCUGGCGAAGAUGCUCUGUACCGCCGACUCCAGGCGGUGGUGCAUGCCAAGGGCGCCAGCUCGGUCAAGCUCAUUGCCCUUGGGGCCAAGACCCAGCAGGGGGUUCAGAACCUCGCGGUCAAUGAAGAUCUGAUCUUUGACGACAUCGCGGCGGUUGUGGGUGACUUUUUCGAGGACUACGAUGUGUUCCAGUCAAUGGACGAGAUGGAGCGCGAGACUCUGAUUACGCGCAUCGCCAUGCUGUCCAAGGGCUCCUUUGUGUGGGCCAAGCAGGCGAGCAAGCAGAUACGGCACCACGGCGGCUCCAAGAACCUGUUCGAGGCGCUGGACAAGAUUGAAAAGUGCACGGUGGGCGACUUUGUGCACAGGACGCUCACGGCGCCCGAGGUGACGGAGCAGACGCGGCUCAUGCUGGCGUGGCUGGUCACGACGGAGCGACCCCUGACGGUCAAGGAGCUGGCGACGCUGGCGACCAUCAACGUCGACAAGCAGAGCAUCAGCCACGAGGCCAAGACGGACGUGAUGCACACGCUCAAGCCGGUCAACUCGCUCGUGUACAUGCAGGACGGGCUCAUGUACCUCCGGCACGGCAUGGUCCGCAAGGCCCUGACCAGCUGGUUCAACGGACACAAGGGCGUCAUCAGCGACCGCCACGGCGACCUGGCCUGCAGGCUGCUGGUGUACAUCGGCUCGUGCGUGACGGAGCCGCGCGAGUGCACGCUGGCGCCGCUGCCCAGCCACGAGGUGCACCAGCUCACCAGCCGGCACGCGCUGCUCGACUUUGCCGUCCGCUACUGGCCGCUGCACCUGCGCAAGAGCUUCGCCUACCUCAAGCCCGACGUGGGCGACUCCGAGGCCGCCAAGCUCGUGGCCAAGGUCAUGCCCAGGAACCCGACCGUGGUGCUGCUGCAGGCCGCGCUGUGGCAGCACCGGCCCACGCCGACGCUGCUGACCUGCCACACCAUGAUGACCAACAUUGCGCGCCGGACCCUGACCGCCGCCAGCCCCGUCACGCUGCAGUCCGUCAUCUUCCUGGCCAGCAUCUACCGCCAGAUCGACUUCACCCCCGAGGCCACCACGCUGUUCUACGAGGCCUCGACCGUGGCCAACACGCUGCUGACCAGCAAGAACAAGAUCACCAUGCACAUCUGCCGCGCCUUUGUCGACAUCACCACGGGCAGGGCCACCACCUCCAAGAACGACAUCAUCAUGACCCACCGCGAGCACGUCCUCCAGAUCCUGGUCGAGUGCUACAGGGCCCAGUACGGACACACGUCGGAGCACGUCGUCGCCACGCUCAAGCUGCUGGUCGAGCACUACCGCAUGACCAAGGAGGAGACCAAGGUCGAGCACACCAUCGCCAAGAUCCGGACCAUCAGCAGCACGACCGAGUUCGGCGCCAGCACCGGCACCGGCGCCACGACAGACGACGGCGACGACUCCCGUCCCGAGGGCGACCUGCACGUGCACCUGCGCGGGCGCAGGGGGUCGCAGUCCAGCGGGGAGGUGGUGGUGCUGACGCUGGACGUGGACGAGCACGACGAGCCGAUCGAGGGCCACGCCAAGUACGACUUUGAGUUCUUCCUGGUGCGGGCGGAGCGCUGCCUCGCCGAGGGCCGCGCCGACCUGGCCGAGAAGACGUACGUCGACAUGUGGCAGCGCGUGACGCGCGAGUACGCCGCCACGCGGUCCGCGCUGUGGGAGGAGCGCAAGACCAGGAGCGUCGUGGGCUACGCGCGCUUCCUGACCCUGCAGGGCCGCGCCGCCGACGCCAGGAGCAUCUUGUCCACCGCCUGGGAGGAGUACAGGUCGUCGCAGACCGGCGGGGCCGUCACCGAGGCCACCUGCGCCAUGUACGUGGACAUGGCGGGCAUGAUGAAGCGCGUGGGGCUCGUGUCGGAGAGCCUGACGCUGAUGAAGCACUGCUCGCAUUACCUCCGCGGCACCAACGCCACCGAGACGUCGACGUACCACGAGCUGCAGCAGGCCAUCCACAGCACCUCGCAGGAGCUGGUCCAGUCCAUGAGCAGCAUCAGCAGCAACAGCAGCAGUACCACCACCACCACCACCGUCUCCGAGUCCAUGCUGGAGGAGAUGGUGCUGGAGCAGAGCAGCUCGGCCGACGCGGUCGAGGAGAGCACCUUUGCCGCCUCGAGCAGCCUCGUGCGUCUGUACAUGAAGCAGCACCGCCUGCAGGACGCCACGCGCCUGCUCAAAAAGAUCCUCCGCGGCGUCUGGCCCUCGCUUUUCACCCCCAACGUCGAGGACGUCGUCGCCCCGCAGAGGCUGGUCGAGCGCUGCGUCGACCUGGCCGAGCGCCUGGCCGAGUGCUACCACGCCCGCCGCCGCCGCGCCAAGGAGGAGGACAUGCGCGUGCGCCUGUACCGGGCCAUGCGCACCUGCCGAAAGGUCGACGAUGAGCUGCGCGAGCGCGUCGCCUCCGACCUGGUCCAGCUGCUCCGGCGGACCGACCAGCUGGAGCUGGUCAUCACCACGCGCCAGGAGAUGCUCGACGACCACGUCAAGCACUACGGCGACAGGCACCCCAGGGUGGUUGACAUGCUGUGGGAGCUUGCCGAGCUGACCCGCCCGCGGCCCGUUUUUGUCGACUACUACCAGCGGGUCAUCAAGGCCCUGCACCCCAACGACGCGGACGACGUCGCCCCCGAGGCCUUUGAGCCCUUCAACAUUGUGGCCACCGAGCUCUGGAGCAAGGGGCGAUUCCCCGAGGCCGUCGGCUACUACAAGGUCGUGUUUACCUGCUUCCUGCGCCAGCCCAAGCUCAGUCCCAAGCUCAACGACGCCGAGUUUGUCAAGACCUUGUUCCAGAGGUAUGUUCACUGCCUCCGCAGCGUGCGCAGCGACUUUACCGUCAUCCACAAGGUCUCGGUCGACUACCAGACGCAGUGCAAGACCGUGUUUGGCCCGACCUCGUCCAUCAGCAUCCAGGCCACUCUCUACCUGGCCAAGGUGUGCCAGGAGUCGAAGCGCUACGAGGUGGAUGCCAUUGUCCUCUAUGAAGAGCUGCUCAAGAUGCAGUGCAAGGAAGUCGACCACUCCGAGAUCUGCUCCAUCCUCGACUCCAUCUACGAGGCCCAGGCCGACCUGAUCACCACCACCAGCGCAACCUCCACCACGGCCGUGUCGUCGGAGCAGGUCCAGCGCGUCAUCAAGGUGUUCAAGAAGCGCGUCGCCACCAUCCGGGAGACCCACGGCUGGGCUCACGAGGAGUCGCUGUCCAAAAUGAGCGAGAUGGUGCGCUUCUACAACAACCAGCAGUCGUCGUCGUCGUCGUCGUCCCUCACCCACGAGGACGUGGUCCGCAACACCGAGACGGUCCUUUCCGAGCUCAAGGAGGCCACGGUGCACAUCCUCUCGCACGAGACGUUCCCGACCCGCCUCAUCGCCGCAGCCUCCACCAUCGCCACGAGCUACAUCCAGUCCAACCAGACGCACAAGGCCACCGAGAUCAAGCAGGAGCUGUACCGCCAGGUGGUCAUCAAGGACAAGACCAACGUGUCGAGCUGCGGGUUCGACCUGACCGACCGUGGCCGCGAGAGCCUCGUGUUCCUCGCCGAGUUUGAGCACUCGCUGCACCCGCGCCACCACUCCUUCACCGCCACCGAUAUCCUCGCCGAGCUGACCACGCAGUACAUGUACUUUGACGAGUUCCGCAGCCUGCUACGGUCCGCCAGCUGCUCCCUGGGCACCAUCAUCGCCUCGGCCUCGCGCCUGCACAGCUUCCUGACCUCGUACGAGCGCUUCGACGGAUCCGAGCGCGUCUUCAACGAGCUCACGGCCUACUUUGCGAGCCACGAGGGCAGGCGCGUCAAGCUGGGCGGGAAGCAGGUCGACGUGCUGCUGCGCAACCUGCUGUGCUACUUUGGCACCUUUACCUCGCAGAACUUCCUCCGCUCCGUCGGCAUCAGCGGCAUCUGCGGCGUGGAGAAGCUGCUCGCCGAGCAGAAGCACGACGACGCCGCCGACCUGGCCACCGCCACCUGGACCUACAUCUCGGCCGACGACAGCUACAAGACCGACCCCGGCCUCGCGAAGCUGGUCCUGAUCCUGGGCCUGACCCUGGCCGACGGCAGCGGCCGCAAGUACCUCGACGUCGCCGCGUCGCAGACCGUCCCGGGACAGAUCAACCAGGCCUUUACGCUGCAGCAGGCCCAAGCCACCACCAGCAGCAGAGACGGCUCAUCCCCGCGGCCCCCGCCCGCGCCCGCCGCGGCCGUGCUCUCCCGGCCCAAGCCCCACGCGCACGCCAAGCUGCUGGCGGCCUCGGCGCCCAUCACGCGGCAGGUGCUGCACGUGCUGUCGUCGAUGCGCAUCUCGCUGUCGCACAUCUCGCUGGUGCACCUCAACAACCUCGUCGCGGUGCUGGGCGCGCAGCGCGACCACGAGACGCUCUCGUGGCUGCUGACCACGCUGUGGGAGUCGCGCGAGGCCCAGGGCGGCUCGUGGCCCGUCGGCGUCACCCUGGCCCUGGGCCGGCGCUACAUCGUCGCGCGCUACCUGGUCGGCGACACCACGGCCGCCGUGCGCCUGGCCGAGGACAUGGUCUACAACUGCCGCCGCGUGCACGGCGCCCGCCACCCGCGCACGCUGGGCAUGUCGCUGUUCCUGACCAAGCUGUACACGGCGCUCGCGCAGAGAUACCACCGCAAGGCCGCCGGCGGCGGCAGCAGCAACGGCGGCCAGGACGUCGCGGCGCGGUACUACAAAAAGUCGGCGGGCGUGCACGAAAACAUCCUCCGCGCCUUUAGCGACCCGACCUUUGCCGACAUGGAGGGCGGGCUCGACGGCAGCAUGUGCCUGGACGACGCGCCGUCGAGCCUGCACGGCGGCGGCAGCAGCGCGGGGCUCGACGACGGCGAGAGCAUGGACGGCGGCGGCGGCGCGCAGCUGCAGACGGACGGCGACCGGGUCAAGAUGCACCUGCGGCACCUCAAGCUGGCCGUGCAGCGGCUCGGCGCCUGGCCCAAGGACUACAAGGAGUACGAGCGGCUCAACGCCGACAUCUUUCGCGAGUUUGGCGACUGUCUGAAGGGUGUUGAGGGAGUCGAGCGCUGGAACCUCGAGGGCUUUGGCGGCGGCAGGGCCGAGAGCUCCGAGGACGUGCUCAACGUCGAGGAGUUUAAGCACUGGGAGUUUCUCGGUGGGGGUGGCAUCAUGGUCCAGGAGGAGGACGAGGAGGAGCUGUGA